ACGAAAUUACGUGUCACCGUGGAGCAACAUUAAUAUUUUUAAUAGCGGAUGUUAGCAGCUGCCUGUCGGCUGAAUAUCGCUGAUGAGACUCGCAUUUUUUGUUUUCGAACAAUUCCGUAUAUUGAUUGCGAGCGAUGUAUUUGUUGCCGGUGUGUGGUUAAGAGGUUGCUCUGCAGGAUAACAAAUCCUAAGUGUGAAUCUAAAAAUUUAUGUAAAGCAGUUUUAUUGUGUUCUUGGCAUGGCAAGCCAUUCACUAGAAAUGUACACAAACGAUAAUCCGUCUCGGGAUCAUAAUUUGAAUUUAUGAUGCUUGAAUACAAGGAAUUAAGUGAUACUAUUACAGAUACGACAGUCUUUGCAAAGAUGACUCAAUAGUGUCCUUAAUUUAUGAGAAAUCUGUAACCUAAAUAAAAUUGAUAUCCUGCUGAGUUUAAAAUAACCAUAUAUGCACAGAGAGUCUUGUGAAAAAUGUUGACCGAAGAUCUAGCGAGCGUCUACUUCCAAUAUAAGGAGGAAAAUGGACAAAAACAACGGGAAGAAUCCGAGUCGUUGAAACCAAAGAUUGACGCUUUGCGAAGGAACUUUGAAAUGGCUUGUGCAGCAUUCGAUUCAAUUGUAGAUUAUGACAAUGACGAAGGUUCAGCGAAACGAAGAUUGGAUGUGGUGAUGGAGCGCCUUCUAAACAUCAAGAGCAUGUUAAAUGAGAGAUCGGAUCCUGUAGAUUUUCGCUAUAGAUCAUAUCAAAACAGAUUGUCAGAAUAUGAAGUAACGUUUGGUAGUCUAAUGAACACUUUAACGAUCCAAAUCGAUGAUUUCAAAAACGAGGUUUUAGAAAGUAUUGAGGAUGGUCUAAGUAAUGCCACGGAAGUUGCAAAAGAAAAUCAAGAAUUGAAAGUCUUACUGAAACGAGAGAAGGAAGAAGUUAUGCAUCAACAACAAAGCCACAACUUCGCAGUAACAGAGAAAAACACGAUAUUAGCGACUUGCAGAAAGUUAGAAGAACAACUUGAAGAGAAGAAUAAACAAAUACUACAGUUGCAAAAGGAGGGUACUGUGACACUUUGGAAGAGAGAAAAGACAAAACUACUUGAUGGUAUAAAAACGAAGGAAGUUGAUCUAUCUAAAGAGUUGGAAAAGACACAAGUGGAAGCAUCUGGAACUAAGGAAAGGCUGCAACGACGGAUUGUGGAAUUGACUGGUCAAAUAAAGUUAUUGAAAUUAGAAAAAGAAUUAGGAGGAAAACUAGGAACUGGUCUGGAUCAUGAAAAUGGAUCUUCAACUCCAGAUGUGGAUAAUAACUCGUUGAAGCAGCAGCUAUACCGAAAAGAACGAGCUCUCGUAAUGGCUGAGGCCGAGCUUCAAAAGCAACAAAAAUAUUUUAUCGGAUUCAUCCAUGGCUUACAACGAGACCUCAUUAUAAUGCUCGAAAGGGAAGGCAAGAAAACGGAAAAUUACUCUAGAGAUAACAAAGCUUACAUGAACAUGUUAAAAAGAAUAUACACUGCCGCUAAAGAAGGAGAAUUAUCAGAUCUGAAAGCCAAAUUACCAGUGCAUUAUCAAGGAGUUCACGAGGAUUCCCUAAAACAUCCACUUGGUAAAAGAUUGACAAAAUCGAUGUCCGAGCUCAAUAGGGAAUAUUAUGAAUUACAACAGAGUGGAGCUAUUUAUGAUCCUACGUUAAUGAAACCAUCAUUGAAAAAGUGGAGGGACGCAAAGUCAGCUAAUGAGAGACCGAAUCAUUCACAAACCUAUGGAGUUCAUCCUAUACUUGUUGAUAUCGCGACGGGGACACUUCUAACAAGUCAGGCUAUCAAUUUUUUUCCAGAAUGGACCGAAGACGAUAUCAAAGAAAUGUUUGAACAGUUUCGAAAGUUCGAUGCAAAUAACGACUUUCACCUUGAUCCCGACGAGUUACUCAAAGCAAUUCCUGAUAUACUUGGAAGAAUGACAACCACGGAAGAAAUACAAGAAGCCAUGGAUGAAAUUGACAAUGAUAAUUCAGGAACUAUCGAUUUUUUUGAAUUUUUAACCGUAGCAAGACUUGUUACACAACAAAAAGGGAAGUCUGCGAUCUUUAAAAAGAAGAGGCUCACUGCUCUGCAAAAGUCCUCACAGGCCCGUUCCAAGAUAUGUGUUAUUCAAUGAAAUGGCUGUUAUAGCUUAGCUCUGUUGAAUGUGUAAAAUAAUUGCCCUAGAGCUGUAAUAACGUCAUUUUCGUUAUUGUAUUGUGGCUUUCAAAGUCUUUCAUGCAUAUAUAUGUUGAAGAAAGAUGUUUUGCUUCUUUGUGGCACAUGGCUCAGUUUCACGAGAGUAAAACUUGAAAUACAUCUCAUGCGUUGUCAAAUUUAAGUAAUAUAAACUAUUUUAUUCACCCAAUAAACCGUUAA
Messenger RNA from Dendronephthya gigantea, 2387 nucleotides. RefSeq lists its product as uncharacterized. The transcript is spliced from 23 exons. NCBI's taxonomy places the organism in Eukaryota, Metazoa, Cnidaria, Anthozoa, Malacalcyonacea, Nephtheidae. The coding region runs from base 469 to 2145 and encodes 558 amino acids. The record is from RefSeq and is a predicted model, not a curated record. Gene Ontology annotation, molecular function: calcium ion binding.